AUGACGCCACCGAAGUCAGCUUCGGAGGUGGUCAAGUUGCCAACGCUAGAAUCUAAAAGAUUCUUGCGAGAUCUGCGUUGUGAAAAGAUCAAGCAGAUCUGCGUACUCGUCACAGAGGACGAGUACGUCGCCGAUAUUCGGUCGGCACAAGUGUUUGCUGAGAACGAAAGAUUUCUCAGUAGCUCACCGAUGGACGAGAGUGUCCUCGAUGAGAAGACCCGGAUCGAGCGAUACACGUCUCGAUCUUGGGAGUCUUUGAAGACAAAUCCUUUGUAUAAGGAUUUGGUUGAAUUCAGGGAUGUUUUCCCUGAAACCGUGCCAUACGAGCUGCCCAAAGACAAAGGCACUCGGCAUGAAAAAUCGAACUGA
Peronospora matthiolae is the source of this 369-nucleotide messenger RNA. NCBI's taxonomy places the organism in Eukaryota, Oomycota, Peronosporomycetes, Peronosporales, Peronosporaceae. The record is from the annotation of a GenBank genome assembly.